Molecule: messenger RNA, 2433 nt
Organism: Archocentrus centrarchus (flier cichlid)
Lineage: Eukaryota; Metazoa; Chordata; Actinopteri; Cichliformes; Cichlidae
Gene: eif2ak1
Product: eukaryotic translation initiation factor 2-alpha kinase 1
Exons: 15
Coding region: 247-2244 (665 amino acids)
Biological process (GO): regulation of translational initiation by eIF2 alpha phosphorylation
Cellular component (GO): cytoplasm; nucleus
Molecular function (GO): eukaryotic translation initiation factor 2alpha kinase activity; ATP binding
Source: RefSeq, a predicted model, not a curated record
GGUCCUCGUAGGGCUGUUGGAAAGCGAAUCAUGGCUGUUUGUUCGUUAGCAUGGUGCACCUUAUGACAUUUUUUUCAUCCAGCUGACUUUUCUGCCUUUGUACAUUUUCACAAGCUGGGAUUUAACGAGCAGUUUGACUCAUUUUAUAGCAGACAUGGAGCAGCGUUUAUUACCUUUAUUCUUAUCGGACAGUGUUGUGAACUAGACGUUUUGUUCUGUCAUGUCAUUGUUAUUUUCCGUACGAAAAUGUACAGUUCAAUCUCCGACAACGGACUCAUGCGGCCGGAGGAAUGUUCUGGCAGCACCGGCCUUUUGCCUCGACACAGCCGUAAACACAGCCGGAGGCUGGAGGCCGACAGUAACAUUAGCCUGCUAAGUUUGGCGACUGAAGAGGACGACGAAGUCCAGUUUGACACUUCAGACGCAGAUGAUAACCGUGAGGUGUUGGUGGCUGGUAGGCAUUACCCGUCAAUCCAAGAGUUUGCCUCAGCGAUCCCCAACCACCUUCUCCUUGGGUCUUUGCUCGAGCAUCUGUGCUUUGUUUACGAGAGCAAUCCAGCUCGUUCGCGCAUGUUGUUUAAAGUAAUAGGCCAGCGCUUAGCUGCCAUGAACCUGCUUUCACCUCUGGCCAUAAGUGAUGAAUUCAGCACCGUCAGACUCCAGCAUAACCGGGCCUUCACUGAGCUGCUUAAUGCUGCCAGCUCCUCACUCUACCCUCAGGGCCAACAGCGUCUCGGGACAAAUACACACAAUCCUGCUCUAAGGCCUAAGGAGGGACUGUUCCAAGCGCAGACAUCAAGGUAUCUCAGUGAGUUUGAAGAAAUCUGUAGACUUGGGAAAGGAUCAUAUGGAAAUGUAUUUAAGGUUAUGAACAAACUGGAUGGACAGUAUUAUGCUGUGAAGAAAAUUCUCAUCAAAAAAGUUUCAAAGGAAGACUGUAUGAAGGUCCUCAGGGAGGUCAAAGUGUUGUCCAGCCUGCAGCAUUUAAAUGUUGUGGGCUAUCACACUGCAUGGAUGGAACAUGUUCAGCCUGCUGCACAUCCGGAGUCAAGCCUUCCUGCACUAGAAUCUCCUGGACAAGACGACAGCCUUGAUGAAAGUCUGGAAAACCACAACAGCAGCAGUUCCUCUAUAGUUUUUCAGAGCCGCAGUCAAGCACCCACAGAUGCUGCUUCAAGUGCCAAAGUACCUCAGAGAGACACACAGCCUAUAAAGGCCUUAGUUCCAACCCAGGAGGGCCAGGUGGUGUGUCCCAAGACGAUGCACUGUGUCCCAGAGAACUAUGUGCCUUGUGUUUUCCUUGGACAGCAAGAUCCCAUUAAGGCCUCUAAAUGUCCUGCCAUGGGUUGGGACGGGUCAGCAGUUUUAGAUGAGGAGUCCAGCAGGAGUAGCAUUGAACUAAACAACAACUCCUGCAUUGACAAGGAAUGCCAGCAGUGGGCGGACAAGCGUACAGCAAGGCCUUCUAAAGAGGUGAAGUUCCACCUGAUGCUUUAUAUCCAGAUGCAGCUAUGUGAGCGCUCUCUAAAGGACUGGAUAUCUGAGAGGAACGCCAAGCCCAAAGAUGAACAAAUCUCAAGAUGUCCUUAUGCCUGUGUUGAUACGGAACACACACUCAGCAUGCUGAGACACAUACUUGAAGGUGUGGAGUACAUUCACUCCAAGGGAAUCAUGCACAGGGACCUGAAGCCAAGGAACAUUUUUCUUCACGGCCAUGAUUGUCAUGUUCGGAUUGGGGACUUUGGUUUGGCCUGCAGGAACAUCAUAAUGGAUGGCCUUAAAAGCACCACCUCUCCUGACAGUGAUCCCAGCCAUACUUCAGGCGUUGGUACAUUUGUGUAUGCUGCACCAGAACAACUGACGGAUUCCCAUUAUAAUUCAAAGUCGGACAUGUACAGCAUCGGAGUGCUGGCUCUUGAGCUAUUCCAGCCCUUUGGGACUGAAAUGGAGCGGGUCCGGACUCUUGGGGACCUGAGGGAAGGGAAAAUCCCAGACUCGUUCUGCCACAGAUGGCCAGUUUUGACGAAGUACAUCAUGAAGCUGACAAAUAAAGAACCUAGUGUUCGUCCCACAGCCAGCCAACUUCUACAGAGUGAACUCUUCUGCAAUAAAGACAUGGUGAUCCAUGGUUUGCAGAGAAGGGUUGAAGAGCAGGAGGAAGAGAUCAUGCAGCUGAGGAGACGGAUCACUCAGCUUCAGACUUCACAGGUCACAGUUCAUUUCUCUGGGCUGGAAAAAACCUGAGCCUAAAUAAUCUCAACAGACUGUUAAAACUUGUUCAGCCACAGCUCUGUUUUGUUUUGUUAACUUGGUACAAGUGGAAGGGUGUUUUUUUGUAUGUGUGAAUAUUUAAGUUUGUCUUAUACAUCUGGAGUGCAAAUAAAUUUCUUCAUUCAGCAGUUCAAUAAAAAUUAUAUGAUAUGAUAUCCAAGA